AUGGAGCUGAAGAGGGGAAAGACCUUCAUCAAGUCCAGCCUGCAGAUUUCCCGUGAGAAGGCCCCAGAGCCGGCAGCCACUGCUCUGGCCAGGGAGGACAUAGAGCCCUGGCCAGUCCCGCCGGGAGGGGAGCCGAGACCCCUCGGUGAGCCAGGCCCCCAGGCCUGUCCCAGCCCCCAGGGAUUCGAUGGAUGCCCCAACAAGGGGACACAGCCCGGCCCUGAUGGGGGCCCAGCGGCCCUCCGCGGGGCCGCCCUCAAGCCUGUGCGGAAGAGUAGGACACACGACAGCGUGCCGGGGGCUGGCCGGGCGGCGGCCGCCACGGGGCGGCUGGCGGGCAGCGCAAGCUUCCCGGGGUCCCCAGGCGGCCAGCGCCUGAUCGACUGCCGCCACUUGGUGCCCCAGGUGCCCUUCGUGCCGGCCGUGGCCAAGAGCAUCCCAAGGAAGAGGAUUUCUCUGAAACGGCCAAAGAAGUGCUUUCGGAACCUAUUCCACCUCCGCAGAAACAAGACCGAGAGCCUGACCUCGCUGGCGGCAAAGGGGAGGCGCCUGUCCCCCCCUGGGGGCCCGCCGGACGCAGAAGGGCAGCAGGGCAACGCCUUCCUGUCCCUGGGGGCGGAGCCAGGGCCCGACGGCCUGGGCCAGGACCUGUCCGACAGCGAGCUCCUGGCCGACUCGUCCUUCGACCUCUGCCGGGCCCUGUGUGAGGACGUGGCCUCGCUCCAGAGCUUCGACUCGCUCACGGGCUGCGGGGAGAUCUUUGCGGACGAGAGCUCGCUGCCGGCCCUGGAGCUCAGCGAAGGCCUGGAGAGCCCCGCCAGGGUGCCCCCGGCCCCGGAGAGCAAAGGGCCCCGGGGCCCCUCCCAGGGCAGCGUGGAGCAGCUGGCGUCUCCUGCUCAGAACGCGGCGUCUGACCUCACGCGCUUCUGGGACGACGUGAACCGCUCGGUGAGGCAGCAGCAGCGGGCCCUACUGGGCCCGUGGCUCUCAGGCCCACAGGGGACGGACACGGACCAGCCCCGGCUGGACACGGCCGGGCUGGCCGAGCUGCCUCUGUACCCCUCCAGGGCCCCCCGCGGUGGCUCCAAAGCCAGCUCCGUCGACACGGGCACGCCCAAGAGCGAGCAGCCGGAGUCCGUGUCCACGAGCGACGAGGGCUACUACGACUCCCUCUCCCCUGGCCUGGAGGAGGACAGGAAGGAGGCUGCCGGCCCAGGCAGGCCGGCGGCCGCUUGUCCCCAGGACAGCUACAGUGGGGACGCCCUCUACGAGCUCUUCCAUGACCCCAGCGAGGGCCCCGCUGGCCCAAACCCGGAGGACGACCUGUGCGUGUCGGAGAGCCUCUCGGGGCCUGCCCUGGGGAUGCCGCUGUCCAUGUGCAGCUUCCACGUGGGGGCCGAGGAGAACCUGGCCCCGGCGCCGGGCCCCGACCUGCUCAGCCAGGGCUUCCUGCAGAGCUCCUGGAAAGGCAAGGAGUGCCUGCUGAAGCUCUGUGACACCGAGCUGGCCAUCACCAUGGGCGUCAUCAGCUGGCUCCGCCGAGGCCCUGCGGGCGCCGUGGUGCACUCCACGCCCAGCAGGCAGGAGCUGUGGGCCCACCCGGGCUCCCGAGGCCCGCUUCCCGGAGAGAAUGUGGUCCCAGGGGGGCCCUCACAGGAGACCGGCGCUCCCCCCGGGGGCCCGUCUCCCGAGGAAGGCCUGUUCUCCUCGGUGUGGUCUGCAGCUUCUGUGAUGACAGACACGUCAGGCAAAAACAGGGCGCCCAGCCCCUCGGCCUGGCCCAGCGCCCAAAAGGAGCCCAGCUUACCUGGGAGCCCGGGGUGUUUCCGAGGCCCCUGGAAACACAGGGGUGGCACUCUGGACGCAGAGCCUGCCAUCAUGGACGGCGUGGCCCGGGUGGCGGCCUUGCAGCUCUGCCCGGACAGCCGGUUCGCAGCUGCCCGGGCUCUGAGGAAGGACACGGGCGGUGGGCCCUUCGGGCAGCCUCAGGCCAGGGGCCCUGAAGUUCUGCCGCAGACGCAGCCCAGCAGCUCCCCUCGCACCGCUGCCCGUGGCCUGCCCUCCCUGGCCAGCCCGCCGGACCAGAGGUGGCGCGACCCCGGCCAGGACCUGGGCCGGCGGAGGGCGGGUUCCACCAGAACGGGCGUCCCGGACUGUGUUCUCACGGAGGCCCAGCCCCUCCUGCAGCUCAGCACAGGUGGUGUGGGGCAGGUAGCAGGAGGCAGAGAGCUGGACUCCAAGCCACCCCUGGGUCCUGCUGCCGGUUGGAGCCCCCAGGGCAGUCCCCCAGAAGCCCCGGGCCUCACCCCAGGCAGCCAGCAGGAGGGAAAGCCCUCCACAAAUGCCCCGGAAUGCCGCUGCAAGCUCCUGGCUCACGGGGGCCUCCGUUGUGGCCGGCCAGACUUGGGGACCCGCAGGCCAGCCAUGGCCGAGCCCCACCCGUAG
Carlito syrichta (Philippine tarsier) is the source of this 2445-nucleotide messenger RNA. It is a transcript of the gene AMER3, whose product is annotated as APC membrane recruitment protein 3. The transcript is spliced from 2 exons. Gene Ontology annotation, cellular component: plasma membrane. The record is from RefSeq and is a predicted model, not a curated record. The coding region runs from base 1 to 2445 and encodes 814 amino acids. Lineage: Eukaryota; Metazoa; Chordata; Mammalia; Primates; Tarsiidae. Gene Ontology annotation, biological process: regulation of canonical Wnt signaling pathway. Gene Ontology annotation, molecular function: phosphatidylinositol-4,5-bisphosphate binding; beta-catenin binding.